Molecule: messenger RNA, 1578 nt
Organism: Aspergillus pseudoviridinutans
Lineage: Eukaryota; Fungi; Ascomycota; Eurotiomycetes; Eurotiales; Aspergillaceae
Exons: 2
Coding region: 1-1578 (525 amino acids)
Molecular function (GO): FAD binding
Source: RefSeq, a predicted model, not a curated record
AUGAGUGGACAGGAAUACGGAAGAGUUCGUGCAUGGGGCGACCAUCCGUCCUCUAUGGGAGCUACAUCAUCUAUAUCUCCGUGUGAUUAUGCCGAGUUUACCCAGAUGCAACUGGAGCCCCUGCUCGUACAAUACGCUUCGCAUCACAAUUUCGAUGUGCGCUUCUCGACCGAGCUGACCGACAUUGAACGUGUUAAGGGCGACGACAAGGCAGAGUUUACUUGCACAGCUCGUGAUCAUGUCUCGCACCUUCCGUAUAAAAUUCGUACCCGAUAUCUGUUCGGGGCGGACGGGGCGCGUAGCCGCGUAGCUCGCUCGUUGGGCUUCAAGUUUUUGAAUAGUCCGAGUGGCGGCAAGGCUUGCAACGUUCUGCUCCGCGCUGAUUUGGACGAAAUACUUCUCGAAGAGCGCCGCGCUGGGCUACAUUGGAUUUUGAAGCCAGAUCGCAAGACUUUCCCCGGGCUUGUGGCGCAUCUGCGUGCGGUUAGGCCCUGGAAAGAAUGGGUAUUGGUUUGUUUUGGCCCAAAUGGCUCAGAACCAUUCGAAGGAUUGACAACUGAAAGCCCGCAACUCGUCGAUUGUGUGCGCGAGCUCAUUGGGGUCGAGUCAAUUACCAUCGAUAUUCUGCGACUCGACCGCUGGACAGUGCGUGAGAGUGUUGCGGAAGAGUUCUCUCUCAAUGAUUCCCAAGCGUUUCUUGUCGGCGACGCUGCACAUCGGCAUCCACCCGCAUUUGGUUUGGGUAGCAAUACAUGUGUUCAGGAUGCGUACAAUCUCGCAUGGAAGAUUGCGUAUGUGGAGAAAGGUAUCGCAGGUCCAAGCCUGCUCCAGUCGUACAGCCAUGAACGCCAGCCGGUUGGCGCUAUGCUUGUUCGAGAGUCUAACAAAGGGAUCCGUGCUCAUUCGGACAUUUGGAAAGCAUUGGGAAUGUUUGCUCACACCCCCGAAGAGGGAGCUGAGGAGCUUCCUAAGCUGUCAGAAGCCUCGAGGGAAGGAGCAGAACGCCGAGCUAAGCUGCAAGGUGCUUUGGAGGCUGUAGGACAAGAAGUUCGCAGUCUGGGUGCAGCCUAUAACCAGUGGUACACUUCACUGGCGAUAUAUCAUAAUGAUGAAAGCAGCGCCCGACCAAGUUUAGAAGGGAACCCGAUCCUGGAUGUCCAGAUUAGCACAUACCCGGGUAGCCGGCUACCUCACGCUUGGCUAGAUGUCCAGAUACGUGGAAAGCUCACAUCUACUCAUGACCUAGCCGGGGGAGGUGCUUUCUGCCUGUUUCUGGGAAUUGGGGGAGAUGCUUGGGGGCACGCUGCGCGUAGUAUUGCUCACGUCACCGGUAUUCCUAUAAAUGUGUAUGGGAUAGGGAUCGGGCUGGAUCUUGUGGAUGUUUAUGGGGAAUGGCGAUUGAACCGAGGAGUCGAGGAAGACGGGUGUGUUCUGGUCCGACCAGACAGAUUCAUCGCAUGGAGGUCGCCCCACAUGGUCUCCAGUUGUGAGGGAAAGUUGAUGCAGGUCUUGGACAGUAUCCUGUCCAGGAGUGAGCUAUAUGUGACCAAGGCUGGGACUGAUUCGACCACCAGGUAG